Molecule: messenger RNA, 237 nt
Organism: Entrophospora candida
Lineage: Eukaryota; Fungi; Glomeromycota; Glomeromycetes; Entrophosporales; Entrophosporaceae
Source: the annotation of a GenBank genome assembly
AUGGCUAGUGCCGAGUGGAAUGGUCAAGUUAUUGCCAAAUUUCCACCAAAUAGUCUUAACAGAGAAUUUCUUGAAGAUACCACACAUCAUACAACUUGUCCAAUGAAGGGUAAAGCAUCUUAUUAUAAUGUUGUCGUUAAUGGGAAAAAACUUGAACAUGCAGCUUGGUUUUACCCUAAUCCAAAACCGGAAGUAGCUCAACUCAAAGAUUAUGUUGCAUUUUGGAAGGGUGUAGAA